UUUCCCAUUCCUUGUGGAGUCUCUCAUUUAACUUAUCAAAACAAAAGCAGAACCUCUCCGGUCUCUAAAGUCUCUCUCAACCCGACCUGCUUCUUCCUUAAACCUAGAAAUCUCAGGGCCGUAUGCUUUGUGCCUCCAUAAUUCACUUUCAUCAGUUCAUGCUAGUAUCAAAGAGGAGCAGGCAGGGACCGACAAAAGAGAAGAUAACUCAGCACAAGUUGUACAGUUGGCAGUAUAUUAUUGUACCCUUGCCCUAAACUUCCCUCGCUAAUUAAUUCCUUUCAUGGCCGCUGAGUCUACCUCAGACUCUUCGUCUAAUUUAAGAAUUAUUGUCCAAAAGAACCCAUCGGAGUCCCAACUCUCGGAGUUGGGCAUCAAGUCCUGGCCAAAGUGGGGUUGCUCGCCAGGAAAGUACCAACUGAAGUUUGAUGCACGAGAGACUUGUUAUCUGCUGAGAGGGAGAGUUAAAGUGUAUCCCAAGAACUCGUCGGAGGUGGUUGAGUUUGGAGCCGGUGAUCUGGUGAUAAUUCCCAAAGGACUCAGUUGCACUUGGGAUGUCUCGGUUGCUGUUGACAAACAUUACAAGUUCGACUCUUCUUCUCCGUCGUCUUCAUCAUCAGGAUCAUGAUUUUCGGUCAUCUUCUUUUUAAUUUUUCUUGUUCUUUUUAAUCAUUUUCAAGGAAUGUUAUUCAGAUUAAUUACAACUAUAUAUAUAUUCAUUGAUUUUUUUCUUU
Messenger RNA from Coffea eugenioides, 734 nucleotides. RefSeq lists its product as uncharacterized. The transcript is spliced from 2 exons. Lineage: Eukaryota; Viridiplantae; Streptophyta; Magnoliopsida; Gentianales; Rubiaceae. The coding region runs from base 284 to 628 and encodes 114 amino acids. The record is from RefSeq and is a predicted model, not a curated record.